Messenger RNA from Porites lobata, 3610 nucleotides. NCBI's taxonomy places the organism in Eukaryota, Metazoa, Cnidaria, Anthozoa, Scleractinia, Poritidae. The record is from the annotation of a GenBank genome assembly.
AUGUCAACGGAUGAAAAACACUCAACACUUCAGGAAGCUAGUGGGCAACAAGGAGUCACUGAGCCAAGCAACAGUGACUUUCUAGCUUGGUUUGACCACAGUGAAAUACAAAACUUGCAUGACGCUCCACGGCGCAAACGACGAAAGAGGUUUUUAAAGGCCGACAAAGAUUGCUCGCAUGCGUCUCAGCAUGGAGAGGUAUACCCUAACUAUGAUGUCCACAGUGAUUUUGAUGACGUGUUUACGACGGAUCCUGGAAUCAGAGAACCAACAAAAGAAGUGGUCAAGCACAGCUGGAUCAUGCUUAACAGCCCAUUUUCUCAGCACACAAGUAGAGGUAUCGAUACCCAAAAUGGCUGCUUGGGUUUGACGCCGGUUUCAGAUUCUCCAGUCGGUCAGUUAAUAAGUGAUAUGCAAAGUUUUACUUUUAAGGGAUCAAUGAAACGCUUUGCUUCCCAGAGACCGAAACGAAAGAAGCGCGCUAGCUGAAGAUUAUUCGGAAAGAGAGCGAUUGUUACCAUACACCGGAACCUCGAUCUAACGAAGUGUCAAGGAAUGGAAAAAUUUGUUCGCUAUAACGAGGUUUGGUUAUUCAGGCCAUUCGGCUUUCCCCGAUGGAGGCGGGGAGGGGUGGUUAAGGAGCUGAUUCCUGUGUAAAAAUGGUGAGGACAAUCUUCAACAAAUUAGAAUUAAACCCUUAAUUAAGACCUUGGAUCUGGGCUUGACGGAAGCUUAAUUUGACCCUUAAAAUCACCAUUACAAAAACAGAGCCAAAUAAGAGCUAGGGUAAUUUUAACGGCCAGUAAUAAGAGCGCUAGGGUCGAUUGCUUAAUAAGUAAUCGGUUCCUGGCUUUCGUUAUAGAGCGUUUUCACAUAACGUCAAGGCGGCCAUAUUGGUGUCCAAAACAAUGAAACGGCGGCCAUGUUGGUGUACCAAAAAAAUCCUUUGGGAGUUGAACUCUUUUCUUAUGUAAAUGCUUUCUUUUAUCCCAAUAAAUUUGCAUAGAUGCUGGCCACGUGAGUGAAAACGCUCUAUUUCUUCAAGUACACCUCUUUCUCAUGACGCCACGGCGGCCAUAUUGGUGUCCCAAAAGGAUGCAACGGCGGCCAUGUUGGUGUUCCAAACCAAUCCUGUUGGAGUUGAACUCUUCCCUUAUGUAAACGCUUUCUUUUGUUACAGAGAGUGAAAACGCUCUAUAAAGCCGCCGGUCGCAGGCCCAUGAUUUGUAAACAGGAAUUCAGUCCUUAGAUAUAUGCUUAUUUUUAUGUAUCUGUUUUUAUAAAUCUUGUUUGGUUAUGUUCCAAUAACAGUUAAAGGCUGCAGUUUUGAAUUUAUUUUAAUAAAAUAACGUAUGUGUCCCUAUCAGAUUGUUUCGAGACUUUUUAUUUUUAUUGCGCUCAAAGCCACCAGGAAUACACUGGGAGAAAUUAAUUGCGUACGCGAGGUGGCAAAACUAGUCACGUGAUCUAAGAACUGAACCAUGCUCAACCUAAGAGCUGUGUAGUCGUGGGGCCGAUCGAAUGUGUAGAUCAUCGAAUUUUUACGGCGAAUUGAUGUCGAAGAAACUUUCAAGUGUAGAAAACAGUAUGGAAUUUUAAAAUGUGAACACGUGGAGAGGUAUGCUUCGAGAUGAGUGAAGAAUGAUAAAAAUGCUAAAAUCGAACUUGAGUGUAUCUGUUCUGGUUCAGUUUAAUCCUUGGUUUAAAUUUUACUUUCCUUUGUUUUGGGGUAUGCUGAUGUCUGAUUAACAGCAGGAGCAAUCGGUUCCUGUUAACAGUUAAACCUAAGGAUAAAACUGAACCACAACAUCACACAAAAUUUGCCACAUACACCCCAACAAUACCCUUGCGAAACUGUAUUAGCUUAGCAUCGGGCUAACAACCAGGAUUUUGCGGUAAACGGGUAGGUUGUACAAGAGAUUUGGCUUCUAAUUUUUUUAGGGGAGGAUCUGGGGGAAAGGGGAUCUUGGGUGCCCAUGCAGGUUAGUAUACUGUACAAUAACGCCCUCCUCACCCUGCGGCACAUUGUACACUCCCCCUUCUCCCAUCUUACAACUAAUACCCCUUACCAUACUUCGUAUAUUAGGUGAACAACCCUACUACUCCUCCAAUCAAAACCCUAGAUUCUUCCUUUGUUUCUUCAAAGGUCAUCGAUCCGAUCUGGUCUGAUAUAUAAAUAUUCAAUAAUAAAAAAAAGCCAAGAAGGUACACUGUACAAAUAUCAAGAUAUCAAUUGCAGUGUCGAAGAAGGACAAUGAUAUUUAUUCAGGUAUCUAAACAUCUAGAAAACGAUUUAAAGAACUUAUCUUUCAACGCUCUUCGCUAAUUUGCUUGGGAAAUUGACGAGACACUUCUUGUUGUGUUUAUAUAUUACUUGAAACUCCUUUUAUUAUCUUCAAAAACAAAAAGAUCCAUUAGUAGUAUCCAUUUAAAUGAAAUCAUAUCGCGUUUGCAAAAGGAUAAGUUAAAAAAGAAAACAAGAAAUGCUACGAAAGGUUACAAGAAGGUCAUUAUUUGAAUGACCACCAUGUACAAUUGUCGAAAAAUACAGUAAAAGCAUGUGCUCUUGAAGAGACAUCAAGUAAGUUGUUAUCUAACAAUUGCGAGUACGUGUAACUUACGUCAGCGGAAGCGGAGGGUCUUCGUCUCGAAAAGAUAUGCCAUAUCUGACGAUUACAACGCAAUUUACCCCAGGAAAGCCGUGAAAAGCACCAAAACCACAGGAAAUACAAGAGUUCCAAUGGCUAAAUCAAGCCAGGAGGUUUAUUUUACUUCUUCUCUGAGUAUCCUCGCAGUAUUAAUCGUGUUAUCCAACGUUUGCGUUUGCUGUUUGGUUUGCUUCAACAAAGCUCUUCGGACGUAUCCUAACUGGUUGAUAGUGUCCCUUGCUGUAUCCGAUAUUUUAACAGGGGGAGUUUUACUGCCUGUUUACCUCAAUGAGCCCUCGUCAAUUGUCCCGGGUUAUUUAGCCUGUAUUAUAUUACUCUCAGGUGUUGCUAACUUAUGCUCUGUAACAUACGAUCGCUAUAUCGCCAUCAUGAAACCUCUCGAAUACCCGUAUCGGUCACCAGUGAUGUUCAAAAGAGCUUUGGUACUUUCGUGGCUGUUUCCAAUAAUCUACUCUCUACUUCCGCUGUUCUGGAACACGGAUCCAACGCGAGGUAUUCAUAAGGCCUACAUCAUAUGUUUGCAGUUCUUUGGUAUUGUUGUUCCAUAUAUCGUCAUUACCUUUGCCUAUGUGAGAAUAUUCAGACAAGUUCGAGGCAGCCUAGCAAUGAGAAAAGACUUUCGAAUUGAUCCAGCUCGAAGGACCAACAACGACAAGAGAAGCACUUCAUCAGAUUUCCAAGUUGCCAAAGUGUUUUGCAUAAUUUCGGCAGCUUUUAUCCUCUGUUGGUUACCGAUUAUCUACAUCACAACUGCCAGUACUAUAUUGAAUCGGCUUGAUAUUAUCCCUCAAGCUCUGGUGACCGUUUCAUUUUUCACUAUGGCGAUCAGCUCACUUGUAAACCCUCUCAUUUACGCUUUUCUUAAGCCAGACUUUAAGUUGGCUAUUCGGACUGUAUUUUCGAGGAGAACUCGCGCGCAAUCGCGUGAGUCCUCUUCUUGA